Molecule: messenger RNA, 852 nt
Organism: Knipowitschia caucasica
Lineage: Eukaryota; Metazoa; Chordata; Actinopteri; Gobiiformes; Gobiidae
Source: the annotation of a GenBank genome assembly
AUGGUCUGCCUUUGCGGCCCCGACCGGGGGCCAAGGGCCCUCUGUGCUUUGGCCGAGUACUGGCCGAACGGGCCGGGGGAGGAGUUACGCCUCGCAACGUGGGGGGGGGGAAGGGGAGGUCCCAAAAAAAGGACGAAGAACGAGGAGAGCAAGGGCAAACCGGGCGCACCGGGUUGCCCAAAAGACCACGAAACACAACCCAAACAAGGGGUCACCUUGAGGGGUCGCCGAGAUAGCAAGAUGCGGAGAGUGUUGCGAUGUGGCGACGACCAAGUCCGAGGACACGCGGAACCAGCAGCCCCUGGCGCGGCGUGCCCCAUCCUCGCUGCCAGCGUCCGUCCCUGCCCCCCGCCCCCGACUCCACUCCACCCGCCCAACCCCCCUCCCCUCUGCUGGUACCUGCAGCAUCUGGGGUCCUCGACCACCCCAUCAGGCUUCUCUAUGGGUGCCUACCAUGCCACCACCACCACCCGCGAUGGCGGAGACAAGAGGUUCUUCUCUGGGGCGUUUGUGGGCUAUGAUGAUGGUUGGGGAUUCUUAUGUGAGAGAGUGAUCGUGGAGAGUUACGGGUGGGUUGAGCUGGGUCGCUCAUAUAAUGCGGGAGAUCCUGGUCAGGGACGGGUCCCUUCCCCGAGAAGAAGAGAGCCAGAAGAGUACCAGAGUGCGAUUCCCUUAGUGGGGCCUGUCAGGGUGAGAGGGGUCAGUCACACUCGGUCCUCCAGCGUGGGGUGCGUUCAGCACCCAGGUUCUGGGGGGACCAAGGCGAGUGAAGUUUGCGUGUCGCGGCUGUGGUUUUUCCAGGAGCGGUCGGUGUGGACCCUGGUGGGUUUUGUUUUCAUCGGUGAAUUCUGA